Messenger RNA from Gloeophyllum trabeum ATCC 11539, 597 nucleotides. RefSeq lists its product as uncharacterized. Lineage: Eukaryota; Fungi; Basidiomycota; Agaricomycetes; Gloeophyllales; Gloeophyllaceae. The coding region runs from base 1 to 597 and encodes 198 amino acids. The transcript is spliced from 5 exons. The record is from RefSeq and is a predicted model, not a curated record.
AUGCCAAUAACAGCGCUAGCCCUGGCAGAGAUUGCCGCCGCCAUGCCACUCCGCAGGGAAAGUGAUUCCCAGAACCAGAGAGCGCUCGAGAUAUCGCCCAAGGAAAGUGUUGUAGGAUGGAUCGUGUCCGGCGCGGUGGUCUUCGGUGUCAUACUCAUCGGCUUUGCCAUCAUUUACUGUCUCGGGCUACCUAUCUGCUGCCCCACGGAGGCUCCAGAGGAUACGAACAGCAUGACAGGUAUCAAUGAAGGCCAAACGCGGACGGAUGUUCUCCAAUUGUGUGCGAUCGCCAAUUCAGAAGAUGCUCCCGCCCCUCCGUAUGACCCGAACUCUCCGCCCGAAUAUGAGCUCAGCAUGAUCACGGAGAUGGAUAUCACUGAGGCCGGGGACGGCUCCUCGCACCAAGGGAACGGAAAUCAAGGACGUCGCAGUCGUUCUCCGUCUAUCGCCCUGCCUGGUCUGCAGGGCAGGGAUGCCCCUGAAUACGGCAUCCAGCGAUGGGACUCUAUCGGCCGGUAUACUUGUAAUAAGCCCAUAGCAGCCUUCACCCCGCAGAAUCCCGCCGACUACUUCAAGGUCUGGGAGUUCAUGGUCUAA